Messenger RNA from Parastagonospora nodorum SN15, 1104 nucleotides. RefSeq lists its product as hypothetical. Bases 1 to 1104 code for a protein of 367 amino acids. The record is from RefSeq and is a predicted model, not a curated record. NCBI's taxonomy places the organism in Eukaryota, Fungi, Ascomycota, Dothideomycetes, Pleosporales, Phaeosphaeriaceae. The transcript is spliced from 2 exons.
AUGACUUCUACAGCCAAAAGAGACUCGAUGGACGCUACUGUUGAUGGAAUCAAGACGAAGCUCCAAGCUGCUCAAUUAGCCGAGCCAACCCCCAAAAAGCGGGCACUUGGCUUGGUCGACCUUCCAGCUUCCGUACGCAACAAUAUAUACAAGUACGCACUUGACACCGAGCUUGUCAACGUCGGCGAACCGAAUGUCUCGUAUACACAUUCCAUCAAGGAUGGCGUACUGGAGUUCAAGGCAUCAAGAUCGCCUUUCCGAGUUCAGACCGCCUUGUUCUACGUCAACAAGCAAAUUUCCAAAGAAGCACUUAACUACUUCUACUCCAAGAAUUUGUUCGUAAAGUUCGACAUCUACUCUGCCGACGCACGGCAUGCGAAGACGAUGCUUGAAGACUCUGGUCUACUCUUCUCGACUGCCUCGCCAGACUCACUGGAGAACUCAAAGCAACAUGCUCUCGAACUGGUCCUUGUGGAGAAGAACAGUAGCCAGAAGCGUGCAUCUGUCAUAUUCCCAGCUCAAUACCUGCCACGCCUGAUCAACUUCUUGUCGCAAGCCAGCCAAACCACAAAGUCUUGGGCACCAGCUCACUCCGUCUUCAUCAACUUGGUUAAUACCUACAACUUCUCAGUUUCUCGAAUCCAAGGCGAUCUUCUCGAGAUUUUCCGCCUAUUGUCUAACCUCGGUGGCGCCACUGUUGAUGCCAACGGCUUGCUGCCACGCUAUGCAGAAGCCGCACAGUCCCACGCGCUGUCCCUCUCCACCGACUCGCCGUCUCCCACAGACAACCCGUGGUUCAAAUCCCUUCCCGUCGAACUCAUUCCACCGAACAAAUUGACAUGGUUCACGGACCUGGAGAGGGCGCAGACAUGGUAUGCCCUGGGCAUGGUGCAUGCAGCUCUAGGCGAAAACCUCUUCGCUGCCGGCGACAUGGAACGCGCGCUAGAGCUCUGGGGCGACAGCGACGGCAAAGAGAAAGUCGAAAACGCGUUUGAAAAGAUCCGAGAAACCAUCGACGAGCAGAGGGAAGAAAUGUUCAAGGGUCAGUUCCGGCCGGGAAGUGGAUUGAAUCGGGCUGGAAGGAUCGCUAGGAUGCAUGUCUAG